Salvia miltiorrhiza (redroot sage) is the source of this 2984-nucleotide messenger RNA. RefSeq lists its product as uncharacterized. Gene Ontology annotation, molecular function: nucleic acid binding; zinc ion binding. Bases 33 to 1199 code for a protein of 388 amino acids. Lineage: Eukaryota; Viridiplantae; Streptophyta; Magnoliopsida; Lamiales; Lamiaceae. The record is from RefSeq and is a predicted model, not a curated record. The transcript has 2 exons.
CUUUGUCUGCUGAUUCUCGUCCGUCAAUCAGAAUGGAAGGUGCACCAAGAGGACGUGGUAGAGGGCGCGGACGUGGCCGUGGGCGCGGUAGGGGAUUUGUACCCGAAGAGCCUAUUCCACAAGUAGCACCAAAUCGCACAGCCGAGGAAAAAUUUCGCAAGGAAAAACCCCCAACGUUUGAUGGAUUGGGCGAACCUGCGGAUGCCGAGAAAUGGGUUAGGGCAAUAGAACGGAUCUUCAACUACAUCCGUUGUGACGAUGAGGAUAAAGUGGCAUGCGCAACUUAUCAGUUGGUGGACGAAGCUGACUUUUGGUGGGAGUCAGUGAGGCGGACUAUGACUGACGAACAGUGGGAGAAUUUCACAUGGGAAGAAUUCAAGGCUGAAUUGUAUGAGAAGUAUAUACCAGGAUGUUACCGACAAAAGAAACAGAACGAGUUUUGGAAUUUGAGACAGAAAACGGGAACUGUGACCGAGUAUGAUAGAGCCUUCAAUCAGCUAUCAAGAUAUGCUCCGACGUUGGUGGACAGCGAUGAGAAACGCGCAGAGAAGUUCAGAAACGGACUGCGUCACGAGAUAGCGAUUUCCCUAGCAAGUCAAGGCGGUCUCACCUACGCGCAGACAUUGAGCAGAGCCCUCACUAUUGAGUCAUUGUUGCCAAGGGAGAAAGGAAAAUCCCCCGAACAGUUUGGAUUUGUACCAUCUCAAGAUGGUAGUAAGGGAAAGAGAAAAUGGAAUGAAGGGACUGGUGGAAACAUUGGAAAUGGGAAGAAACCAUGGACGGCAAAUCAAAAUCAGAAUCAACAUCAGAACCCACAACCUCAAGCAAUAGUUCAAACUCCUUGCCCAAAAUGUCAAAAACUCCAUCCAGGAGAAUGUCUGAAAGGAAUGAACGUCUGCUAUAACUGCGGAGAGGCCGGGCAUUAUGUCUCGACAUGCCCAAAGAAGGGAGGAGGAGCACCCCAACAACAAAAUCCUGGAAACCAACAACGACAAAACCAAGGUCCUAGAGGAAAUCAGAACCAACCACGAUACGCUAGGGCCUAUGCCCUUAACCAACACCGAGCAGCAGGAGAUCACGGAAACCUGGCAGGUACGAUUAAUGUUUUCGACAUGUCGAUUAUAGCUCUAUUCAAUAUUGGAGUAUCCUAUUCUUCCAUUUCAUAUGUUGCUUGUAAGAAAUUAGAAUUUACGCUAUAAUCGUCCGUAACAACGAUAAAAGUUAGUACAACUGACGAUGAAAGACUGUUACUAAGGACGUCACCGCGAACUCAGAGCUCGAUAUAGGCGCCGAAACAUUUUGACAUACUUACAUGUUAUUCCUAUGAUAGAAAUUGACGCAAUCCUCGAAUUGGUUGACUUACUCAAGUCAGCGCCACGAUACUUUUAACAAGAGAAAGAUCCCUCUUCAAUCUUCAGGAGAGGACGAGACAAGUUUCCACGACAUAACGACGUACCAGAGUUUGAGGAAAAUUUUCUAGUUUGCUAAACGAUGUCGCGCUGUUAGGGAAUUAAGUACGUAUAUGAUUUAGUGCCGCACAAGAGUUGAGUGGAAUGAAAGUCUAGUAUCCAAACUAGAUGACCCAGAUAUGCAAUUUCGAGGACGAAAUUUUUAUAAGGAGGGAGGAAUGUAACACCCCACCCAUUUAUAUUAAGUUUAGAAUUUAAUUUAAACUUAGAUUUAAGAUGAUUCACGCCGGAUAAAAGAAAAUGAAUUUAUUUUUAAUUCCAACAAAAAUGAUUUACAAAAAAACAUUUGUAAAUUUAGUUAUUAAAUUUAUAUGCAUUACAUAUUUAUUUAAUUUAACAUUUAGCAUCUACACGAGUUAUUUAUUUAAGCGAACACUGAAUGAUUAUUACAGUUUUCAUUAUAUUUUAUUUAUUUCUUUUCCACUCACACUUUACACUACACUACACUACACGAUAUAUUUUUUUUUUCCCCACCAAUUUCACCCACUCUUCCACUCACACUUAUAAGCUGACCCACUCUUCCACCCACACUUAUAAACUGAUUUCACCUAUAAAAGCCUCCAUCCUUUAACGCCUAUUCAUCCCAAAAUCAAUUCUUCUCAUUGAGCUUUCUACUUAAUUCAGUUUCCCAAUCUUGGGCUUCUUCUCAAUCAUAUUCUACAGCAGCUGAACAAUAGAAUAAUCUCAUAAUAAUUUCAUAAAACAAAGGAUCGCCUUUUACUCAACCAUCGACUGGUAAACCCAAAUCUUUCAUGGUUAUAUCAAACACAGCAUAAGCACCUAUUUCACAGACAGUAAAUUGGCAUACAUAUAUACACAGAUAAUCAUCCUUCAUACCAGAGACUUAUACAGACUUUUAUUAACCGAUCGUUUAAACAAGAAAAUAGAAGAAACAAACAGAAUGAUACAUAUACAUAUACAGAACAAUCUGCAUAAUUGCUUUAUUUUAUAUUUUUGAAUGAAAGAGCCAACUUUCCAUUGAUUUGAGUGUUGGUGUAGCGUGAGUUCAGUUGGGGCAACGAUUUUUGACGGCCACAGGCUGUCCGGCAAGGGGGGAGAGAAGAAGGCGGCGACGCCGCCGCUGUAGACGACUGUGGUCGGCGGCGGUGGUUUCCCUGCUGCUGGCACGCUGUCUGUGAGAGGAGGAGCUACGGCACGGCGGCUCUCCCCGCUGCUGUCGGGCCGAGGAUAGAGAGAGAGAGGGUGAGAAGGGCGGCGGUGGUUAGUUUCCGCUGCUGCGGCGGCCGGAAAUAAGCCAAGAGAGAGAGAGACUCGAGGGAGAUGGCAAGGCACGGCGGCAGCCGCCUCAUCUGCUGCCGUUGUCAGCCAGUUUGAGUGAAGGAGGGGGGAAGUCCAGGCGGACGCCGGAGUUCCAGGAGAGAGGAGCGGCUGCCUCGCCGGAAGGAGGAGCGGCUGCCUCGCCGGUUUGAUGAGUGAGGAUGAGGGAGAAGGGGGUGGUGGCGUGAACCGCGAGAGAGAGAGAGGGACGGAACUUUGGGAGAGAGAGAUUGAGAU